AAAAAAAAAACAAUCCAGUAUUAGGAAAAUAACGAUUAAUGAAUACUUCUUCGCGGUUGCCAUCUAUUAAAUGGUUUUUUUAAAAACACAAUUUAAGGUGUUUCUUAGUCGCCGCGUCAUUAGUUGAAGAUAGAAGACCUUUUUUACGGAAUCCAGACAUCGAAUAUAAUUUUUGACAUAUGUAUUUAUCCGGCUCGGAGUGAGAAAUUAGCAAGCCAUGGCGUUACUCUACCGACGCAGGUCGAUGCUAUUAAAUAUAAUCCUUGCAUAUAUCCUCCUUUGUGCGAUAUGUGUGCAGGGAUCUGUGAAACAAGAAUGGGCAGUAAUAGGAAAAAAUGUGUCUCUAGAGUGCAUCUCUGAAAACGAAGCAGUAGUAUGGAAAUUGGGAAAUCAAACUAUUGACACAAACAAUACAAGAUUUAAAAUCAGAACUGAUCCCUUGAAAUCCAACGAUGACGUUAGUGAAACCAACGAAAGCCAAGAUUUCAUCAAGUAUAAAAAUGUGCUAACGCUUCUUCACGUUAAUAUAAAGGACUCGGGAAACUACACCUGCACAUCCCAAACGGGCCAAAACCAUUCGACUGAAUUCCAGGUUAAACCAUACCUUCCAGCCAAAGUCUUGCAAAGUACUCCCGACAAGAUAAAGAGAAAAAUCGGACAGGAUGUUGUGCUGCAUUGUUUAAUUGAGAUGUUUCCGCAAAAUGAGACUUCGAAUAAAAAUCUCAAGUGGCUGAAAGACGGCAGUCAUUUUGAGUUCCUGGACACUUUUUCUUCCAUUGCAAAGCUGAACGACACGCACUUGAAUUUUACCUUGGAAUUUACAGAGGUGUACAAGAAGGAGAAUGGAACCUUCAAGUGCACAGUCUUCGACGACAACGCACUUGAGAUUACCUCGAAAGAGAUAACUCUUUUCGUGAUGGAAGUGCCACAGGUUAGCAUUGAUUUUGCCAAGGCUGUGGGUGCCAACAAAAUAUACCUAAACUGGACCGCCAACGACGGCAACGAUCCGAUUGAGAAGUUCUACAUCACCCUACAGGAGGCUGGCACACCUAUUUUUUCCUACUAUAAGGACAUUAUUAACGGCAGCCAUACGUCAUAUAUUUUGGACCAUUUUAAACCGAACACAACAUAUUUUUUAAGAAUUAUGGGAAAGAACUCGAUUGGCAAUAGCCAGUCAACGCAGUUUGCCCAGGGCAUCACCACGCUCAGUUUUGAUCCCAUAUUUAUACCGAAAGUCGAGACCACCGGCAGCACUGCAUCCACUAUAACAAUCGGCUGGAAUCCCCCUCCGCCGGAUCUAAUUGAUUACAUCCAAUACUACGAACUGAUUGUCUCUGAAUCGGGCGAGGUGCCCAAAGUGAUUGAGGAGGCCAUUUACCAACAGAAUUCGCGAAACUUGCCAUACAUGUUUGAUAAACUCAAAACCGCCACAGACUACGAAUUUAGGGUAAGGGCAUGCAGUGAUUUAACCAAGACCUGCGGUCCAUGGUCGGAGAACGUGAAUGGCACCACCAUGGACGGCGUAGCAACGAAACCCACCAACUUGACCAUCAACUGCCAUCAUGACAACGUAACGAGGGGUAACUCGAUCUCCAUUAACUGGGAUGUUCCCAAAACUCCAAAUGGCAAAGUUGUGUCGUAUUUAAUUCACCUGCUGGGCAACCCCAUGAGCACAGUGGACCGCGAGAUGUGGGGACCCAAGAUUCGAAGAAUCGACGAGCCCCAUCACAAGACCCUCUACGAAAGUGUUAGCCCGAACACAAACUACACAGUGACGGUAUCGGCUAUUACGCGUCACAAGAAGAACGGCGAACCGGCCGCCGGAAGUUGUCUGAUGCCCGUCUCCACACCAGAUACCAUUGGUCGCACCAUGUGGACAAAAGUUAACCUUGGCUCUAAGUACGUCCUGAAAUUGUAUCUGCCCAAGAUCAGCGAACGGAACGGUCCCAUAUGCUGCUAUAGAUUAAAUCUAGUAAGGAUCAACAAUGACAACAAGGAAUUGCCGGAGCCGGAUAAGCUGAAUAUCGCCACAUAUCAGGAAGUCCACAGCGAUAAUGCCACGAGAAGUAGUGCAUAUAUUGCAGAAAUGAUUAGUAGCAAGUACUUUAAGCCCGAAAUAUUUUUGGGCGACGAACAGAGAUUCAGCGAAAACAAUGAUAUAAUCAGGGACAAUGACGAGAUUUGUCGCAAAUGCUUGGAGGGUACUCCAUUCCUCAGAAAACCCGAGAUCGUCCAGAAACCUCCAUUAAGUUCAUUAUCAAAUUCAGACUCUGAGGUACCGCAUUUGCCUGAGAUAAAAGAUAACUUAAUUAAAGGGGCAAAUUUAACAGAGCUUGCUCUUAAAAUCUUAGAAAGUAAGUUGAGAGAUAAAAGAAGUGCGGCGACUAGCGAUGAGCAUCCAAUUCUAAGCUCCGUCAACCCAAAUGUGCCACCCCAUGAUUCUAGUCGAGAUGUUUACGAUGGUCAGAUAGAUAUUAACUCCAAUUACACUGGUUUCCUAGAGAUAAUAGUUCGGGAUAGAAAUAAUGUGCUAAUGGCAUAUAGCAAAUAUUUUGAUAUAAUUACUCCGGCUACUGAAGCGGAACCUAUUCAAUCCUUAAAUAAUAUGGACUACUACCUUAAUAUUGGCGUCAAAGCGGGAGCCGUACUUUUUGGUGUUAUACUCGUUCUUAUUGUGCUGUGGGUUUUCCACCACAAAAAAACCAAAAACGAAUUACAGGGAGAAGAUACUUUAACAUUGAGAGAUUCUCUAAGCAGGGCUUUGUUCGGUCGCCGAAGUAACAACCACAGUCACUUUAUUACGUCUGGAAAUCACAAAGGUUUUGAUGCCGGUCCGAUUCACAGACUAGAUUUAGAGAACGCCUAUAAAAACCGCCAUAAGGACACAGAUUACGGAUUUUUACGGGAAUAUGAGAUGCUGCCCAAUCGUUUUAGCGAUCGAACAACUAAAAAUAGUGACUUAAAAGAGAACGCCUGCAAAAACAGGUAUCCCGAUAUUAAAGCUUACGAUCAAACGCGCGUAAAGUUAGCUGUCUUAAAUGGACUACAGACUGCGGAUUAUAUUAAUGCUAACUUCGUAAUUGGAUACAAGGAGAGGAAAAAGUUUAUUUGUGCGCAGGGUCCAAUGGAAAGUACCAUCGACGAUUUUUGGCGAAUGAUUUGGGAACAACAUUUGGAAAUAAUUGUGAUGCUUACCAAUUUGGAGGAAUAUAACAAGGCCAAGUGCGCUAAAUAUUGGCCAGAAAAAGUAUUUGAUACAAAGCAGUUUGGAGAUAUUAUAGUGAAAUUUGCACAAGAACGAAAGACUGGAGAUUAUAUUGAACGAACCCUAAACGUUUCGAAGAACAAAGCCAAUGUGGGCGAGGAGGAGGAUCGUAGACAAAUCACACAAUACCACUAUUUAACGUGGAAGGACUUUAUGGCACCGGAGCAUCCACACGGCAUCAUCAAAUUCAUACGUCAAAUCAAUUCCGUCUACUCCCUGCAAAGGGGCCCAAUUUUAGUUCACUGUAGUGCUGGUGUCGGUAGAACCGGAACCCUGGUGGCUUUAGACUCCCUCAUCCAACAACUGGAGGAAGAAGACUCGGUGUCUAUUUACAACACAGUUUGUGAUUUACGGCACCAACGAAAUUUUUUAGUCCAAUCUUUGAAACAAUACAUCUUCCUUUAUCGGGCUUUAUUAGAUACUGGAACUUUUGGUAACACGGACAUUUGCAUUGAUACUAUGACAUCUGCUAUUGAGUCACUCAAGCGCAAGCCCAAUGAGGGUAAAUGCAAAUUGGAAAUGGAAUUCGAGAAACUACUGGCCACAGCGGAUGAGAUUAGUAAAUCGUGUUGUGUGGGCGAAAACGAGGAAAACAAUAUGAAAAACAGGAGUCAAGAGAUUAUUCCCUACGAUCGUAACAGAGUAAUACUGACGCCACUUCCAAUGCGGGAUAACUCGACCUAUAUUAACGCAUCAUUCAUAGAGGGCUAUGAUAAUAGCGAGACCUUUAUUAUUGCCCAAGAUCCACUUGAGAACACCAUUGGUGAUUUCUGGAGGAUGAUCUCGGAACAAAGUGUUACCACCUUGGUAAUGAUAUCUGAAAUCGGAGAUGGUGCCAGAAAAUGCCCGAGAUAUUGGGCAGAUGAUGAAGUUCAGUACGACCACAUACUUGUGAAAUAUGUGCACAGCGAAAGUUGUCCAUAUUACACUCGCCGCGAAUUUUAUGUAACGAAUUGCAAAAUAGAUGACACGCUGAAAGUCACACAGUUUCAAUACAAUGGUUGGCCAACCGUGGACGGAGAAGUUCCUGAAGUCUGUCGGGGCAUUAUUGAACUUGUAGAUCAAGCCUACAACCAUUACAAGAACAACAAGAAUUCUGGUUGUCGAUCUCCACUCACAGUUCAUUGCAGCCUGGGCACUGAUCGAAGUUCUAUUUUCGUCGCAAUGUGCAUCUUGGUCCAGCAUCUUAGAUUGGAAAAGUGUGUCGACAUCUGUGCCACAACAAGGAAAUUACGAUCUCAGCGAACGGGACUUAUCAACUCAUACGCACAAUACGAGUUCCUACAUCGCGCAAUAAUUAAUUAUUCAGAUUUACAUCACAUAGCCGAGUCAACAUUGGAUUAAGUUAGUUAUGUAUAUACGAGUACAUAAUGCACGUGUUGGAACAUCAAUGCAUAAUGUGCUAUGAUAAAUUAUUUGUAUAUUUAUAAAAUCUUUUAAUAAAGUAUUUACAAGGGCAAAUGUAAUUUUUUUAACGAAUUAGGUUUGCCCGAAACAUAAUAUACAUACAAAUAUAAAUGUAGUGUAUACGUAUCGUAUUGAUAAAACUACCAAAGGAAAAUAAGUAACAUAUUUUAUAAGAUACAAUGUAAUAAAAACUGAGAAUAAGAAUUGUACUUUUUUAUGAGCUUGACUGAA
This is a messenger RNA of Drosophila elegans, 4903 nucleotides long. It is a transcript of the gene Ptp69D, whose product is annotated as tyrosine-protein phosphatase 69D. Gene Ontology annotation, molecular function: protein tyrosine phosphatase activity; protein binding. Bases 218 to 4609 code for a protein of 1463 amino acids. Gene Ontology annotation, biological process: protein dephosphorylation. NCBI's taxonomy places the organism in Eukaryota, Metazoa, Arthropoda, Insecta, Diptera, Drosophilidae. The record is from RefSeq and is a predicted model, not a curated record. The transcript has 12 exons.